Messenger RNA from Spirometra erinaceieuropaei, 8858 nucleotides. NCBI's taxonomy places the organism in Eukaryota, Metazoa, Platyhelminthes, Cestoda, Diphyllobothriidea, Diphyllobothriidae. The record is from the annotation of a GenBank genome assembly.
AUGUCUUUGCAAACUGUCGUACUUCGACGCCUCCAGGUAGGCAGCUGCGCCUGAUCUAGGCCACUAACAAUGAAGCCAUGUGGAGGAAAACGAAGAACGUGCUUAAGCCACCUCACCCACCGUUAUUGGACAGCCUGUGAUAUCCUCGUGAUGUUGUUUCAACGCUUGCAAACUGUCGCAUUCAAGGCCAAUUUAGUGUACUUCGCUUAGGCAUCGGUAGUCAAUCACUUCCAGCUGUCCAUCUUCCACGCGCACAGCCUAACACUCAUAAACCCACGCCAUUACUAUUUAUGCUUGAUGCAACUGUAGUCUUGAUCUAUAUGAUGUUACGGAUUGUGAGUGUCCAUGCGGGACAGUCUGCGGCGGACAAUCUUUGGAGCUGAAUUUACUGUCUCCGCGCGACAAAUACUGAAAACCAAGGAUUCCACAACCGCUAUGUCCCGAUGAAGUGUGAUGACUCAGGUGUUGAAUCGACCUCUUCAACGCCUUCGGGUGGACAAUAGUGUCAGAUGAGAUACGACAAAAUUAAAUUCUUUGAGCGGACAACAAGGGAAAAUCUCAAGUCAUUUCAGUCGCCCUUCUUGGAUGGCGUGAGAGAUCCUCUCGAUGUUGCCGCGAACGCGAAUCGUUUCAUCCGAGAUUUUCCAUGUAGUUCGCUCAAAGGAUGGUUCUAGGACAGCGGUUUUCAAAUACCUCUGAUUUCUCUCUCCUUCCCACUGCCCGACACUCACAGUCGUAUAGGACUGACUGGACGCAUACCAGGUACAGGCGAAUUUUUGUGGCCUAGAGAUGCCCUGUUGGGUUCAUGUACACUUACUAAGGACUGUGAAAACUCCGCAAGCAGCGUCGAUUCGAGGGAUAAUGUCUUUCCGACCGUGUCCACUCACCAGCAGCCUCGCCCGAGAUAGUUGAAACUCUACUUCUUCAAGCCACCGACCUUUAAUCUCAAGGGCUGUCAUCUCCUGGUAAGGGAUGUGGCUUCGAACCAUUUUAGUCCUGCCAGCUUUUAUGGAUAAACAGACCGAUUUGUCUGCACCAUUCACCCGCGUCAGCACAGUUUGCAGGUCAGCAAGACAACAUCAGCGUAGUCGAGAUCAGCCAGCGGGCACCCUGGUGCAAAUUCAGCACCGAAAAAUCGUGUAGGACCCUUACGUAAAUACGGUCACUGUCGUAGUUGGGGGGAAUUUGAAACAGAAUACAUUUGUCAAACGCCAAGCUGAAUAUCGGGAAGGGAUAUCGGAAUAUCUGAGAAGGAUUUAUGUGGGCCACAACUCGUGUUGUAGGGCUGCGAUAAUACGUAGACCUUAAUCACGACGAGGAUUUUUCCCGGCCCACCGUAUUAUCCCAUUAUUCGUCGCAGUAGCUCACAAAGGGCAGGGACGAAAUGAACAAGGUAGAUGACCGUCGAUUGCUGGUAGCGAUGGCCAAGUUCAAGAAUACGCCGGAAUGUAAGUAUCUGGUCGGUACAUCCCCUUCAUGUUCGAAACCCGGCUUUAUUGGGUUUCAUCCUCGGCUCAUGUACACUGAAGUCGCCUGAUGAUGGCAACAGUGAAGACCUUUGUAACAACGUCGAUGAGGCUUAUGCCCCGACAGUUCUCACACUUUGUCUUAUCUCCCCAGUCACCACAAACGAACUCGCCUCCCCACCGUUGUCAACAGUGGGGAUUUCGUCCUCUUUGGAUGGACUGUUUGAAGACUCUCCAGACUCAGUAUAGUCACCGCGGUUCUCGUCAACAAUUAGAUCGCGGUAAGAGAGUCUUCCAGCGAAUUCUUGCAGUUGUGAAAAGAGGGUUCCUUUGUCGCACUGGCCGGCAGCCGAUGUUGGCGCGUACACAAAUAUGACCCUCCACACACACAGAGAGAGACGGGGCAUGGUUUUGUUGCGGGAGAGCGAUCCGUACAGCGUAUCUAUCAGAAGAGUCGUGUGGGGAGCUGUGGUGUAGGGUAAAGUGGGAGUGGUCUUACUGGACAACUGAGUCUAAGAUUCGGACUUCAGGAGGGGAUCAGACGUUAACAUGCUACAAGUGAAGACUGUGCCACCGGACUUUGGGUACCAGGGUUCAGGAACGUUCGCGCAGUCCAGCAUUCAAUGUCGAAUCUGUUCUCGAUUGGGUAGUACAGACCACAUGCUGGUAUCCCGCACCACUGGGCCGGGGUUCCAAAGCGCGCCGGUUUCUGUGGAUGUCGUAGCAUGGAUCGUAAUACUUAUGUCGGACAUUUCCAUAAAGGCCCUUAGGACUUUUAUGCGCAGACGAGUUGUUCGGAUCGUUUCUUCGAGGUUGUCUGCUCCAGUUCUGUGGCUCAAGAACCUGACCACAAGACGACCUUGGAGAGCAGACUUAUUUGAUGGUGGUUUACGAUCGCCAUGUCAUGUGGCAUCAGGCGUGCCACACCUCAGCCUUCAGCGUCCCAACAACACAAUUGAUGCUGUUCCACGACCGCUUGUUCAUCAGACCAGUGAGUCGGCUUAUUUCGCAGCUGACCUUUGCUGACGGCCGUUCCAUUAUCCGCCACCUGUGGACUCUCCGGGUAUUUGGCAGCCGGACUAUCGGGUAACUCGUCUUCGGAGCUGUCAGCAAGCACCCGGCUGGUGGGUUUUGGGCCGUGCGGACUGUUGGGUCUGCUUGACGUUUGCUGCGCCCACGCGACCGAUUUGUGUAGACAAGGUUUCGACGCGUCUUCUACUGCAAUUGGAUGCUGCCAUUCUGGCCUACAGUAGCUCAUCAUUUGACGUACGCUUCGAAGGUCUUCUUGCCUUCCAUGCGGUUGCCAAAACCAAACAACUGUUCGGGAACGAAGACGUUCACAACCUUACUAUUUCCUUUUCCAAACCAUGCUUUAAGAUGCUAUUUCACUGUAUAUUCAGACGCCGACUCGUUCAAUCUCUGUCAAACCAUCGAGAUAGAUUAGGGGUGUCGGCUUGUACUUUUCUUGAGUGCGCAGGACUCGAGUAGCUAAGAGCAAUAAGGCUAGAUGUCGCUGUCAGUUACCUCGAUUAGCCGUCCUGAAACGGUCUCGUUAAGGUAGUUCUCGAACCAAUUUUCCAGAGAUCCUGUUAAUUUGCCCGCCAGGACUGCUUGUGCUUUAGGAACAGUGAAAUCCCUAUAUUGAUCUUGUCUCCCAGGACAAUGUACUGAACGACUUGCUCACAUUGGAUGACCGCUAUUGCUGUGUGCCAGUGACUUACCUCUAAUGUUGUUUUCUGUUUUAGUUUGGAAGCUGCUAUCACCCGUUUAACCUCAAGGUUCUUCAUAAGUGCAGAAUUCUUCCUUUGGGCAAGUCUACUAUCUGCCUUCUGACGAAAAUAGCACCAUGUCACGCUCUCUCAUAGAGAAACAUGGCCCUUCAUCCAAAGUCCCAGGUCGUAUUUGCGGGGCUUGACAUCUCCUUCAACUGUUGUCACUUAAUGUUUCAUGUUUCCUUCUCAGAUUAGCUUGUUCUCCAAGACCGUUUGCUUCUGAUAUAAGUGGACACGCAGCAGCUCGUAUUUACUGUUUAUUGAAACUUCGAUGAUUUGAACGUGUGGUUUCUGUCGUACUCACACGAACUCUGUGGUCUACGUAGAGCACAGUUCCACCUUAUCCAAGCCAUUACUGCGCCAGUAAUAACAGAGCUGCUCUAAUAAAGAGGGAGCUACUUCAUAUAAUUGACGUUCUUAUCUUUCGAGGCCACCAAACAUAAUAUCAUCUGACCGAUAUCGUCUUAGCGUUCCGUUCUAACGAUUCCUCAUUGUUCUAAUGUUACUGACCGUAUUUCAGUAACACUGGCGUCUUAUUGUAUAAUUAUCCCGAGUCCAGUCAAUGUGAAUGUUGGCUCCAAGUCGUCUCCCUCAGAAACUGAGAUCACACCAAUAUUCUGCAGCACAGUUGUUCAGAGACUGACCACUGGACAACAGAUUUGUCGGUAAUAUCAUUCUGCUUAUAUCAUACGCCGCUGUGCGGCUGCCGGUUGGGCACGAGAGAGAGUCCAUAAUGCACAACGGAACGAGUGAGUUCCGUAAGAACGAUCGGUGAGCGCCCCCUACCACAUUUAAUAAUGUUAACAAUUCGUUAUCUGACCGGUUUUCGGAAGAAAUAUGCAGCUGUUUGAUGUUUCUAAUUUCAAAUUUCUGAUACAAUUUCCUUCCAUGUAACAAGCAGGCAUUUCAAAGGUUCAACACGUACGUUUCCCUCCAAUAAAUUAAACUAAACUGAAAAGGAAACUGAAUGCUCCCCACUUGUUUCAACCCAACUCUAUUAAAAACCUUUCUCAACUCAUGGCAUUCUGUCUUACACCUAAAUGACUUAUAUUCUUCUUAAAGCAGUUCUAAAUUUCAUCCUGUCUCACUAAAGCCCGCUUUCUGUUUUUAGAUCUGAAUUCACGCACGCCUACCACAACCACACUCACGGCUGAUAAAACAAAUGGUCUGUUGUUGUUGGUUUUAUUUGUGUUUGGCCGUAUUUCCCCUGCUUAUCUCCAGGUACUGACUAAUCGGAAGUAAACUUGAUCUCUGGGAUAAGCAGUUUGUUUGUUCGGUGUUUUGGAGUCACGCUCGCAAGUCUCUGCGUAGGCGGUGCCAGGACAAAAUAUUGAGGGGGAGGGGGGUCAUUGCGUUUGUCAGACAACUGAGAACCGGAGAACCAUGACUCAAGGAGUUCGCGGCUCACGCGGUUGUCACCUCUUGCGAGAAUUUCGGCCGUACUAAACUUUAAGCUGUGGCCGGACCCCGUCGAAUAAGCCGCGACCUGAGAGCUAUUGUCCUUUCUCCUUACUGCCGCCGCAUUUUCGGCCAUCCGCGUCCGAAGAAAUCUCUUAGUUUCUCUGACGUAUUUGCUUUGUUUGCAGCCGCACCAGACUCCGUAAACGACUCCAGACGUUUCCUAGCAUUACAGUGGAUCUUUCGGUCUCAUUACUUGGCGCCCGAUAGUUGCAGGGGUAACAACUGCGUAAGACGCGAACUCCUUGAGUCAUGGUUCUCCGGCCCGCAGUCGUCUAACAAACGCAAUGACCCCCCCCCCCGCCUCAAUAUUUUGUCCUAGCACUGCCUACGCAGAGUAGUUAGCCACGCGGGAAGGGUGCAGGCGACCAACAGUCCCGGCGACAACGGGCCAAAUUGCCGAUUAAUUAUUACGCCAAUAAUAAACAACGGUAACUAAAUUGCGAAAGCUAACGAAUGGUGGCGGACCAACAGGCAAUGAUCACAUCAAAUACGGGCCCAAACGAUGAACGCGAGAGCCGUUAGAUAUAGUAGGUAUAUAGUGAGAUGGCAACUGCGCCCUGCAAAUAUUACACUUAUUGUCCCUCCACCAGCCUUACUUGCAGCUGUCUCUGAUGAUGGAUUCGAGAGAGAAUCCGAAGCGCCAGACCAAUAAGCUUCUUGUUCCAGCGAUCACAUUUUUUUCUGGACUGCAUCCUGGAACUUACCUCUUUGCUUCUGGCGUCAAUUGCGUCGAUUAAUGACGCGGAUGUGACCGACCAACUAAUUGCGGUCUCGAUUGGAAACAUCCGUAGUGAAUGUGAGGUCAUUUAACUCUAUUAGGGAUGUGAUUGUUUGGGGUAUGUCUGUAAGCACUGCACAACCUGUGUCCGCUACUUCCAUUUGUUGCUGUUUCAGAUGACGGAUUUCAGCAUCAAUUUGGGAUGGGAUGCGAAUACAGUUACUGGUCCAGCGACCGAGUUUACUUCUCAACCAAUCUUUCGAACUAGCGCUUUUGCCUUGAUCGUAAAAAAUUCUCGUCUUUCUUUCCCAAGGUUUGUCUGGGCUUUUAGCUAAUACCUGUGUUGUUAGUAUGGUAAAUCAUCGCACAAUUCUAUACUACUGGCUGUCUGUUGGCGGGUUGUGAAUAUUAAGCGGUUAUUCCGCAGUAGCUGAUGGAUUUCAGCUCAAAUAUUCAUCUCAAAUUUCGGACCGUGCCUGAAAAGGUCCGUUUCGAAAGAAUUACUCCAAGUUCGCGCAUUACUUUCCUUGGACAUUAAACAAGGCAAUAAGAAACUGUGCUUAUCUAGAAAUUCCACACUGCCUUUCGCGGCUACCCUUCCUGCGGACGUAGAAGGACGCGCAUUCUCUUUGGCCUGAUCUCUGUGUGCUCAUGCCGAAAAGUCAGUAGUCAGAAUAUGGUUAUUCGAAAGCGUAUGUACGCCGCGUCGUAGUCAGAAGUCCACAGCACAGAAUGGGUUUCAAUAUAUACGCAGUCAAGCGAAUCACUAACACCUGUUUAACACUAGGCUCAGGCAAAACUAAUGAGAUUUGCCGCGUCAUUGUCCUCAGAACGCAUAUGCCAAUGAACCUUUUCUGACAGACUGCUGAGUUAAACGGCUUAUCGGAAAUCGGAUGGUUGCGCGGUCGGCGACCACGUCCAGCUGUCCUCACUUGCAGGAAUGUCCUUGGCGCAUGGUGGACGCGUCGGGUUUAUCUUAAUGUGGCUAACUGACAGAGUUCCCUCCUCACUCCAUCUCUGUAUUUCUGACUUUCUACUGUUAAUAUCCCUUUCGCAUGAUCAUCUGGACUAAUCAGUCUCCCUUCCUCAAUUCCGCCCUUUCACUUUAGCAGUACUCCUGACCAGAACGGCCUAAUGUUUUUGUAGAUAAGAAGGACCAUUGCCACAAGGUCACCUCCAAGGAACCCUUAGUGGCCGUCUGGCGCCCGCUAGAAUUGUGGUGCCCCAUCUGCCAGGAAAACGUGACAACUAAGACCAUUUUUAAAAGCGGGGCUUGUACCUGGUUGGCUUGCACCGCUACGUUUUUCCUUGGGUAAGGUUUUUUUUUGCAUUAAUUUCCCUCCCUAUCAACGGCUCUUAUUCACUAUCCUGUAUCUUUGUUUGCUAGUAGUACGUCCAAGAUCGCCCUCUGAACCUAAACUAACUUCAUGGCCUUACUCCUGCCAGCAUGCGUGUAGAAACUGGUGUUCAGAGAGGCAGUACUUCUGCCUAUUUGUUCCAGCCAGCUUGUCGCUCGUCCCAAGAAUGCGCUUAGUAGAUUUGAAUGUAGCUGUCGCCUGUGAUUUGUCCUAAAACGCGACCACUGACGUUUAUCAUUUUUAAAAUUUGUGACGAUUUCGAGUCAUUUCAGUUGCCAUUGUUGAUGUUGAGACAGCUCUAGCCCUUUUCUUCAUUGAGCCCGUCCAUGUUCGCAGCUGUUCGCCUCAAAUUUGACAAGUAUGUUGCAUUUAAGGCAGGUCAGUGCGAUUAUUAUCGAGAUCGGCAGAAGACACAACUAAGCCAAGGAUCCGCCAUUUGCCUUUGAAUCUAGGCAUUCUUAUGCAUCAAGUCGUAAUGGUGCCACCAGGUCGCGUAGGUAAAGGCAUGACUGCGUGCACCAUCGGUCAAAAAUUUCCGGUUUAUACCGCGUACAUCCCAGGCUUAUAGACUGUUCCCCUAUAUGACCCUUAAACCCGAAAUACAAGUCUUCACAGUAGAAUAAAAACCAUACGAGAAAACUUGAAGUACACGUGUUUUAAUGCACUCUAGCCUAUGUAACCUCCCCAGCAUAGUUCACAACCUCAAUCCUGGAUCUGAGCUUCUUGCAGCUGUUUUUGAUGCACCCACAGAUAUUGAAUUAGACCUCUGACGGAGGGCUUCAAAGCGUUGAAGUUGGUGUGGUCAAAUUCGCUAGCCUUAGCCUGAACAAACGCCUAAGUUACAAAAUCUAAGGGAUAAGUUCCAAGAAGCUUAGGAGCCAAAGCUCCUGACCAAAUGAUAUGUUUUGCAGACAGCUUCUGCACAAACUUUGGGUCUGCCAAGGACCCCGUCACACAUCGUGACCACGUUGGAAUUGACCAGGAAGUUGGCCUGGAUCCUGGACUUCGCUCUGUCCCAAGUAUUAUUUUCUUCUCACUCGAACUUUUUCUUGAAGAUGGGAUGGCGUUUUAAGACUGCAUGAGGCUAGGCAACCCUACACGAUCAAUUAGGAGGGAUGGCUGGAUUUUUCUGCAGUCUUGCUGUGUUCAGGACCAUCCUGCGAGCGCGGAGUUCUUACUGUCGACCGUGAACGAACAUUUCCCAUCCUUGCAGUGAGCAAACGCUUAGGCCUGAAACCUCUAUGGUGGUCCGCUCUUGUUUUGUUUCAUUUUCCCUGACAAUAACCUCACUUGUCUUGAGCCCCUUGGGCACUCUCCUCCUGAACUUCUCUUGAUUCGACCAACAUAUGAGAUGUUCACGGAACUGUUCCUGUCUAACUCAUUAUCUUCGAUUGAUGUGUCCCGACACCCGCGGCCGUUUCUUCUGCACUAAGUCGACUGCUUCAGCAUGCUGUCCGGAAGGGACAGUCGCGUGGAAGGAGGCUACGAUCCCCUCUCAUAGCUUCCCCAAUGACGUGCAAGGCUGGAUCCUUACAGAUGUCAUCUUAAUUUAGCUGUCAAACUUAUUUUAAAAGCAGAAAAGUUGAACGCAGCCGGACCUCUUUUUAAGGUUAAUCUAAAUGCUUGGCAUAGACCUGCAACGUGUCCUCAUGUGUCCUUUGAUGAUGUCAAACGUCGGCCUUUACUCCGGGGGGAGGGGGUGUGCCACUGGCACAUGCGAUACGUCCGAUGUCCCCUUGGUGCGACCGGUGCAUUAACACCUGUCAACAGCUCCGUACUUCGUAUUUCCUUUGGGGCACUGUCUUUGCUAGAUAAGACUGCAAACUACAGAGGUUGGAACUUGGUUUUUGUUUUGGCGCCGAGGUUUUGGUCUCGCUUCAUUCUUCUGCUGCGGAUCCAAUUGUAUGCAGAACUCUGCCCCACCAAUCUAGCAACCCCUAAGCUUCCACCGUUGUUCGAUUUAUAUUUUAGCGGGUGCUUUGGCUGCUGCCUCAUUCCAUUCUGUUUGGACUCUUGCAAGGAUGUUUUUCACAGGUGUCCAAAUUGCAACUUCACCAUGGAGUCUUUUAAACGCAUUAAAUGA